GGGCAGUUGAGCGUCUUUGCUACGGAGAGAAGACGAGUACUAGCGACUGGUCCUUCACAAGGAAGGAAUUAUCUAUACAGUAAAUAUGUUAAUAUUAAAUAAAACAACAAGAGUUUUUUCUAACCUAUCAAAAGGGAAAAAUUAUGAAUUUUUAAGAAGUUUUAAUAUUCAACCUGGAAAACUGUUUCUUCAUAAACUAGUGUUGGGAAUUGAAACCAGUUGUGAUGAUACAGCAGCUGCUGUUGUAGAUGAAACUGGAAAUGUUUUGGGAGAAGCAAUACAUUCCCAAACUGAGGUUCAUUUAAAAACAGGUGGGAUUAUUCCUCCAGUAGCUCAACAGCUUCAUAGAGAAAAUAUUCAACGCAUAGUGCAAGAAGCUCUCUCUGCCAGUAAAGUCUCUCCAAGUGAACUCUCAGCAAUUGCAACUACCGUAAAACCAGGACUUGCUUUAAGCUUGGGAGUAGGCUUAUCCUUUAGCUUACAACUAGUAGCCCAGUUAAAAAAACCCUUCAUUCCCAUUCAUCAUAUGGAGGCUCAUGCACUUACCAUUAGGUUGACAAAUAAAGUAGAAUUUCCUUUUUUAGUUCUUUUGAUUUCUGGCGGUCAUUGUCUUUUGGCAUUAGUUAGAGGAGUUUCAGAUUUUCUGCUUCUUGGAAAGUCUUUGGACAUAGCACCAGGUGACAUGCUUGACAAGGUAGCAAGAAGACUUUCUUUAAUAGAACAUCCAGAGUGCUCCACCAUGAGUGGUGGGAAGGCCAUAGAACAUUUGUCCAAACAGGGAAAUAAGUUGCAUUUUGAUUUCAAACCUCCCAUGCAACGUGCUAAAAAUUGUGAUUUUUCUUUUUCUGGACUUCAACAUGUUAUUGAUAAGACAAUAAUGCAGAAGGAAAAGGAGGAAGGUAUUGAGAAGGGGCAAAUCCUGUCUUCAGCUGCAGACAUUGCUGCUGCAGUACAGCACACAGUAGCCUGCCAUAUUGCAAAAAGAACUCAUCGUGCUAUUCUGUUUUGCAAACAGAGAGACUUAUUAUGUCAAAGUAAUGCAGUAUUGGUUGUAUCUGGAGGCGUUGCAAGUAACUUAUAUAUACGAAAAGCUUUAGAAGUUGUGACAAAUGCAACACAAUGCACUCUGUUGUGUCCUCCUCCCAGACUAUGCACUGACAAUGGCAUUAUGAUUGCAUGGAACGGUGUUGAAAGGUUGCAUGCUGGCUUGGGCAUCUUAUACAACACAGAAGGCAUCCGCUAUGAACCAAAAUGUCCUCUUGGAAUUGAUAUAUCAAAAGAAGUUGGAGAAGCUGCCAUAAAAGUACCACGAUUAAAAAUGAAGCCUUGAUUUUUGCUUUUCAAAAAAAAUCUCUAAAGUCUAUCCACCAGGAAGUUGUGACUCAGAGCUAUUAAGAUACUCUAGAAUUGAAUUUGAAGAUGAAAGAGGUAUCUUACUGUACAGUGGUUAAGAGUCAGGUUUUGGACUGUGGCAUAUAGAAAGUCCUGAGUACUUGUAGCCACCAUCACCACCACCAUUAUUGCUACGUUAAGGCAUGUUGGAGAAAAUAACUGCUAAUUAAUAAAUAUGUUCACUACAGCCCAGAUAGACUAUAGAGACAAUCGAACAAAGUGGACGGAGAAAAAGUGAGGGCUCUUGAAAGGACCCGAAGAACCUAGUUAAUCUGUUAGCUAUCAAGUCUGUUUGCUGCUGUAAAAUAUGAGAAGAGGACAUACAUCAAAACUUGUACUUACUGGAAAUAGUACUCUUUGCUCAAAGAUUUCAUUGAUUUUAAGCCACAAAAAAUACCACCCAUGCCAACUGCAAACCAGAGAUACUCUAUAUAAGUAUGGAAGAGUGGCCAACAGUGGAAGCCACAUUAGCCAUACUUUUGUGCUGGAUGGGCAGUGAGUUCAUAUUUUUUUAAUAAAAUGUUUUUAAAGUAUUAUAUUUCAGGUUUUAGAAGACUCAUGCAUUUAUAGUAUUUUAUCAUUAAAUAUCUUAAGAUAUUACAGUGAGUGUUAACAUGUAGGCUACUUUGAGUUAGGCCUUUUUAGCUCAGCAUGUCAACUUUAAAAUGUUUCUAACACUUUAUAUAUAUAUAUAUAUACACUAAUUAUGCCACUUGUGUCAGUUGCCAUAUUUUAAUAGUUUUAAGUACAGGCACUCUAUUAUAGAAAAUUCUACUUAUUUUUUGAAACCGUAACUCUGGCUAGAUGUUAAAUUCCUGUAGACAUGCUAAGGAAAAUCUAAGUAUCAGUAUCAAGAACUUCAUUCAAAAAGAUUACUCCAUUAUGUAUAUUUUACCACAAUUAAAAAUAAAAAUUUUUAAAAGAUUA
Phacochoerus africanus (Common warthog) is the source of this 2319-nucleotide messenger RNA. It is a transcript of the gene OSGEPL1, whose product is annotated as O-sialoglycoprotein endopeptidase like 1. Gene Ontology annotation, cellular component: mitochondrion. The record is from RefSeq and is a predicted model, not a curated record. Gene Ontology annotation, biological process: tRNA threonylcarbamoyladenosine modification. Bases 86 to 1330 code for a protein of 414 amino acids. The transcript is spliced from 9 exons. Lineage: Eukaryota; Metazoa; Chordata; Mammalia; Artiodactyla; Suidae.